AUGAUUAGGAAGAAGGUGAAGCUUGCAUUCAUCAUCAAUGAUUCGGCAAGGAAAGCAACCUUCAAGAAAAGGAAGAAGGGGCUGAUGAAGAAGGUGAGCGAGCUGAGCACGCUGUGCGGCAUCGAUGCGUGCGCGAUUAUAUAUAGCCCCUACGACGCGCAGCCAGAGGUUUGGCCCAACGGGCUAGGGGUCCAGCGCGUGCUGUCGCAGUUCAAGAGGAUGUCGGAGAUGGAGCAGAGCAAGAAGAUGGUGAACCAGGAGAGCUUCAUUCAACAGAGGAUCUCCAAGGGCAACGAGCAGCUCAAGAAGCAGCUCAAGGACAACCGCGAGAAGGAGGUGGCCGAGCUCAUGUUCCAGUGCCUCACUGGGAGGGCCCUGCAGACCAUGGCCAUGUCUGAUCUCCAUGACCUCGGCUGGCUGCUUGACCAGAACUUGAAGGACAUUUACAAGAGGAUCGAGUCCAUGAGGAAGGGCCGCGCCUCCCCCUCCUCCUCCUCCUUCGCCGCCGCCACUACCGCCACCACUAAGCAGAAGCCGAUCGUGGAUCCAAUUGUGGCCAUGGAGGCCAUGCAAAGGCCACACUGGUUCACGGACUGGAUGAACAACCCAAAUAAGCAUUUGGGUUUUGGUGGUGCUGGGGAGGAGAUGAUGAUGCUGCCAUUUGGGGACAGCCACAGUGUGGUGUGGCCUGCUGGUCCCUUCUUUCCAUGA
Messenger RNA from Diospyros lotus (date-plum), 711 nucleotides. RefSeq names its product agamous-like MADS-box protein AGL80. The record is from RefSeq and is a predicted model, not a curated record. Lineage: Eukaryota; Viridiplantae; Streptophyta; Magnoliopsida; Ericales; Ebenaceae. Gene Ontology annotation, biological process: positive regulation of transcription by RNA polymerase II. Gene Ontology annotation, molecular function: RNA polymerase II cis-regulatory region sequence-specific DNA binding; DNA-binding transcription factor activity, RNA polymerase II-specific; protein dimerization activity.